Molecule: messenger RNA, 1611 nt
Organism: Suillus paluster
Lineage: Eukaryota; Fungi; Basidiomycota; Agaricomycetes; Boletales; Suillaceae
Product: cytochrome P450
Exons: 13
Coding region: 1-1611 (536 amino acids)
Molecular function (GO): heme binding; oxidoreductase activity, acting on paired donors, with incorporation or reduction of molecular oxygen; monooxygenase activity
Source: RefSeq, a predicted model, not a curated record
AUGACCGCCGGAUGUGCUCUCCAACGGCUUCUCUUGGUGGUUGGGUGCUGUGUUAUAUUCACCCCGGGUACAAGUGAUCAUGCGAUUCAGGGUAGCUACGAUUGGCAUGCGGCCUUCCUUGCGCUCCUCUCAUCAGCCAUGCUGCACCCACCUAACUUGUCCAUCCCUGACAACAUGCAGCUCGUCCUCAGUGCUGCGGCUUGUCUUGGGAUAAUAAUAAUUGCUCGGGUUUACCUUCCUAGAUCAAAGAGUAGACUUCCUCUCCCACCAUCCCCUCCAAAGGCUUGGGGAUUUCAUGGGCACGUCCUGCCGCUUCGCAGCGAAUUUCUCACUAUAGCAGAUUGGAUUGACGAAUACGGUCCCCUAAUUACCAUCCGGUCAAGACUUGACAACAUUGUUAUUAUCGGUCGUUACAAAGUCAGUUCCUCCACGCCGAGUUGUAAUCUAGGCUCAACAUUCUGUUGCAGACCUGCGGUAGAUAUCAUGGAGAAUCAGGGAAAAGCACUAGCUGAUCGACCUCGCAUGGUUGCUGCUGGAGAAAUUUAUGGCGGCGGAAUCACCAUCACCUUCACACACUUUGGGGAAAGGUUUCGUCGCAUGCGUAGAGCACUCCAUACGCAUCUUCAGCCUAGAGCAGCCGAGGCUUAUGAGCCCCUGCAGAUGUCGCACGUGAAGAAUACUGUCCUUGAAAUCCUUGAUGAUCCAGACAACUUCCAGAACCAUGUGACAAGGAUGCUUGUUAAAAUCAUGCGCCCUGGUGCUUACCUGGUGGACACGAUCCCUUGGCUCAAAUACCUUCCUUGGUAUGGCCGAGACUUAAAACUGGGGUUUGAGAGGACCACGAAACACAACAUGCGUCGCAUGAACUGCGUGAAAAAGCAAAUGCAGAGCAAUGUGGACAUCGGCCCUUCGUUCACGAAAUAUAUGCUAGAAAGUAGCGAUCUCCUUGGUUUGACAGAGGCUGAAGUAGCCUCGCUUGCUAGUGCCUUUUUUGCAGGUGGAUCAAGUACAACUGCUGUGGCGAUAUGCACGGUGCUCAUGGCAGCUGCUUGUUUCCCGGAGGAGCAAGCUAUAGUUCAAGCAGAGCUCGAUGCGGUCAUUGGGAGGCAGCGAGCGCCGACCUUCGCCGACCAGAACUCCCUUCCCCGCCUGCACGCCUUCAUUUCUGAGGCUGUAAGAUGGAGACCCAUAGCUGCCAACGGAUUGGCUCACCGGACAACCACGGACGUGAUUUGGGAAAACUACUGUAUCCCAGCAGGGACUACGGUACUUGGAAACCAUUGGGCCAUUUCUCGAGAUCCAGAAGUAUACCCUGAGCCUUACGCGUUCAAGCCUCAGCGCUGGAUUGAUGAUCAAGGUCACCUAAGAGAUGAUUUAAAAUUCUUCCAUUACGGGUUUGGUCGGCGUGUAUGUCCUGGCCAACAUGUUGCGAACAGCUCGGCCCUUAUUCUUUGGGCCUUCCGGCUUGCUCUGGAUCCUACGAAGCCGUUGGAUGACAUGGCGUACAUGAACAGGGAGAUGUCCAAACGGCCGUGCUCACUUGAGUUUGAGACGAGGAUCCCGGAAACGGAACUCAGGCGCAUGAUGCAGAAUGAUCCUGAGGUUGUAUGA